AUGGAAAUUGAUGGUGUUGAAGUUGCGUUUUCUGAGGGUGAAACGAUCCUUGAGGUCGCGCAACGCCAUGAAAAAGAGAUUCCAACGCUCUGCUACGACCCGAGGCUUGAACCAUUCGGUGGCUGUCGUCUCUGCAUCGUGGAGUUAGAAGGUGCGCGAAAUCCUGUGGCAUCUUGUACGACGAAAACCACAGAGGGGAUGGUAGUGCGGACGGCAACCGAUACAAUAGAGGCGUACCGGAAAACACUACUUGAGAUGGUUGUCAGCGAGAAUCGUGAAGUUGAUGUGUCUCCGCUGCGCGGUUAUGCCGCCAGUGAACUCGCGGACCUCCGCGACAAGUAUGCAGUAAACGGCACCCGUAUGACAGGUGCGAAAUCGGGUGCGAAUAAAACCGAUGAGAAUCCGUUUAUCCUCAGAGACUAUGAACUCUGCAUUUCCUGUUAUCGGUGCGUCCGCGUCUGUGCUGAACAAGAGGGUGAUCAUGCCAUCAACGUCAUGAACCGCGGGUUCCAUACACAGAUUACGACGGAGUUCGAUGGACUUCUCAAGGAUUCUGCUUGCACGUUUUGUGGACAGUGUAUCCAGACCUGUCCGACCGGUGCGCUUGCCGACAAGAAAGCACUCCGCGCAGCUGAUGAGAUAGGGGAUGCUAUUCCUGAUAAAACCCGCACCAUCUGCCCGUAUUGUGGUGUCGGGUGUUCCGUUGAUAUACUCACGCAAGAUGAAAAAAUCGUUGGCAUCCACCCUGCUAUGGACGGCCCCGCGAAUCAAGGAGCACUCUGUGUUAAAGGUCAGUUUGCUUACGACUUCGUGCAUCACUCGGAUCGGUUGAAAACUCCACUUGUUCGCGGUGACGAUGGCGAUCUCCACGAAGCCACAUGGGAAGACGCACUUGACAAAGCCGCUGAAGGAUUUCGGAAGGUCAACGCUGAACACGGUAGACAUAGUAUCUACGGUAUUGCUUCCGGGCGCGCACCGAGUGAAGCUGCGUAUAUGAUGCAGAAGUUUAUCCGUGUGGGGUUCGGCACCAACUACAUCGACAACUGCAGCCGUGCCUGA
Molecule: messenger RNA, 1059 nt
Organism: Geodia barretti
Lineage: Eukaryota; Metazoa; Porifera; Demospongiae; Tetractinellida; Geodiidae
Source: the annotation of a GenBank genome assembly